UGCGGACAGUCUCCAUAAGAGACCAGACACACUAAGCCUACAGAUAGUCAGUACAAAAGGAGCCACUGGGAGCAGGCAGCUAGCUGGACAGAAAGAAGAAGCCAUCUUUUUUUCCCAUAUAUAGACACGAGCUGCACUUCUAGGACAUGGGCAUGCAUGAAUCCAAGCCUCAGCAACAAGCACACGUCCUGAUGCUGGGUCUGGACGGAGCAGGAAAGACCACCCUGCUGUACAAACUGAAGUACAACGAGAGCGUGGUGACCGUGCCAACUGUGGGCUUUAAUGUGGAGACACUGGAGACAGACAGGAGCAGCCCAGGCCUCACAGUUUGGGAUGUCGGAGGCCAGAAGAAGAUGAGGCCCCACUGGAAGCAUCACUAUCCUGAUACAUCUGGACUGGUGUUUGUGGUGGACAGCUGGGAUCAAAAGCGGCUGGAUGAGGCCCGCAAGGAACUGCGUCGGGUCCUGAGGCACGAGUGUCUCAGAGGAGUUCCUCUCGUGAUCUUUGCCAACAAACAGGACCUCCACGAAGCUAUGAGCAUAGAAGCGCUUUGCCUAACACUGUACUUGGAAAAACUGUGCGAGGGAAGGGCCUGGUUCGUCCAGCCCUGUUCAGCCACCACUGGCAUGGGACUAGAGGAAGGUUUCAGGAGGAUUGCCUAUCUGAUGAAGACUCCAUUUAAACAGACUCAAGAGGACAUUAAGGUGAAGAUGAGGUCCAAGGGCUUCAGCAUCACAGCUUUGAAAAAGUUCUUGCUCUGCCGCUGACGAGGGAUUCAAAUCUUUAUUGGAGAUUGAUGUGUAGGAUUCCUUCUCGCCCGCCUGUGUGAGCCAUCAGCAAAUGGCCUCUCUGUAGCGUCUAUAGGAGCAAAUGACAGGAGUUGAUAAGAAACAGGAUGAGAUUAGUUCUUACACUUUUAAGGGUUAGUCUCAGUGGCAAAAAGAAUUUUAACUCAAUCCUGGUGAAGACAAAAUGUCGUUGGACUACUGUCUUAGGCCAUGAGGACGCUGUGAGUGAUUACAAAGAUCAUGUUAGGAAAACAAGCCGCUGCGUCACAAGCUGAUUUGAGCUGCUUGUUAAACACAGUGUCUGAGAUGAUUCGGUCUGAUAGCAAACACGCUGUACGGGUAAACUGAUUAAAACCUGUGGUUGUUUACUCAAGUCUGCGUGGCUCAAAGUAAUGUUGUUUUCCAAUUAUGCCUUAUGUGUUUUUUAAUUGUAUUUAUUUAUUUAUUUAUAUUCACAUCUAUAAGAUGUAAAGACUUCUUUUUACGUUCGUACCAUUUCAUACAAACUUAUUUAUUUAUCUGGUAUGACACUGCUGGUAUUGUCACACAAUGUGUUAAACUAUAUAGCCUUGACUGAAACAUGCAUACGUGAUAUUGAUGUUAAAUAUAUUGAUAUCGUCUACUGUUACAUCAAAAAAAAAAAAAAAAAAACACAUCAUGAAAAAAACUGUAAAAUCUGUCUUGUCAUGUUUUAAACAUGACA
Messenger RNA from Epinephelus fuscoguttatus (brown-marbled grouper), 1491 nucleotides. RefSeq names its product ADP-ribosylation factor-like protein 14. Bases 147 to 767 code for a protein of 206 amino acids. The record is from RefSeq and is a predicted model, not a curated record. Lineage: Eukaryota; Metazoa; Chordata; Actinopteri; Perciformes; Serranidae. Gene Ontology annotation, cellular component: cytoplasm. Gene Ontology annotation, molecular function: GTPase activity; GTP binding. Gene Ontology annotation, biological process: vesicle-mediated transport; intracellular protein transport. The transcript has 2 exons.